AUCCCCGCGCACUCCGAGCUCUUGGCCACCAACUCCGCCGUGGCAGCGUACAAAUCGCUCUCCAGCCUGGGCCUGGCCACGGCGCUGCUCGCCAGCGCGCACUUGGCCGCGCUCCCGCUCCCGAUCGUGCCCACCAACUACAUGCCCGCGCGCAUCCAGUUGCUCGUCAGCACGUUGGCCGUGUUGGACAACUUGGCCACGCAGUUGCUCCGCGUGUUCGCGGCCGGGCCGUACCAGAAGAUCAUCGACUUGGCGUCCAGCCCCGACACCGCGCCCGGCGCCGCGUUCCGCGACUUGACGUCGCUCUUCGAGUUCUCCAAGCGGCUCUACUCCGAGGAGGACCCGUUCCUCUCCGUGGAGCACAUUGCGCCCGGCAUCUGGAAGGACGGCGAGAAGACGCCCAGCAUGUUCCGCUCGCGCGAGCAGACCAUCGAGCUGACGCUCCGCAAGGUCAACUUGGCCACGUUCCUCGCGGCCACGCUCGGCACCAUCGAGGUCGGCUUCUUCCACUUGAACGAGUCGUUCCUCCACGUGUUCUGCCCGGCCAACGACUUGGACCCGGCCAACUCCAUGUCCAACAUGAGUGCCAGCAACACCAACUUGCAGAGCGGCGCGGGCUGCCACAUCGGCGAGAAGUGCGGCAAGCUCCUCAAGCCCCAGGCCAGCUUGUACCUCGACUUGAAGACCCAGGCCUACAUCUCGGCCGUCGAGGCCGGCGAGCGCUCACGCGAGGAGAUCUUGGAGGACAUCCUCCCGGCAAACCUCGAGCACGUGCUCCAGGAGCGCCGCGCCACCAAGGUCUUGAGCCCCACCGAGAUGGACUUCGUGCACCGCUGCCACUCGCGCAAGGAGAUGCUCUUGAACUACCCGCCGGACCAGAACCUCAACGAGGAGUACGAGUGGUUCGAGUUCUUGAAGGAGUUGUUUGAGUUUGUGCUGAAGAACAUGGGCUUUCUCCUCUGGGGCAAGAAGGGCAAGCCCCCCUCCAACCGUGCGCCGCGAGGCGCCGUGGCCAGUGCUGCGGCAAACCCCUCGCCGCCCGCGGCUUCCUCGACACCGCACAGCGACGAGGUGCUUCGCGAAAUGCCGCCAUACGUGCGCCCAGACCCGGAGCUUCCUGGACGGGCAGAGGGCAAGGGCCUCGACGAAAUCACCGCCGCGCUUCUCCCCAGUGAGAUCCAGGAACAGCAGAUUCACCUACGCAUCAACCCGGGCAUCAAUUCCAAGGGCCCCAACAGGCGGCCCUGGACCCGCCAAGAAGAGAAGGCGCUACGUCAUGCCAUGGAACUCAAGGGCACGCAGUGGUCGGUGAUCCUCGAGCUCUUUGGCCAAGGUGGCCGGAUCAACGAGUCGUUGAAGAACCGCACCCAGGUCCAGCUCAAGGACAAGGCGAGGAACUGGAAGAUGUUCUUCCUCAAGGCGGGCCUCGCCGUGCCUAACUACCUACAAAAAGUGACCGGCGACUUGGACAGGGACGACAAGCUGCGAGCGAAACUGGCUCGCAACAAGAAAACUGCCGCUGCGCCCGUGCCUACGGUGUCCAAGCGGGAUGACGGCCCC
This is a messenger RNA of Metschnikowia bicuspidata var. bicuspidata NRRL YB-4993, 1560 nucleotides long. RefSeq names its product Tbf1p (gene TBF1). The transcript has a single exon. Gene Ontology annotation, molecular function: protein homodimerization activity; double-stranded telomeric DNA binding. Gene Ontology annotation, biological process: telomere maintenance via telomere lengthening. The record is from RefSeq and is a predicted model, not a curated record. NCBI's taxonomy places the organism in Eukaryota, Fungi, Ascomycota, Pichiomycetes, Serinales, Metschnikowiaceae. The annotation marks the transcript as partial.